Messenger RNA from Chara braunii, 630 nucleotides. The record is from the annotation of a GenBank genome assembly. NCBI's taxonomy places the organism in Eukaryota, Viridiplantae, Streptophyta, Charophyceae, Charales, Characeae.
UCAGAUCUGUGUGUGUGUGUGUGUGUGUGUGUCAGAUGAACGGAGGUUGACUCUGCAUCUCAGAAGGAAGAAGAAGGUGACGUGGGAAGAAGGCGUAGUGGAUAAUGAGACUCUCGAGAAAAAGAGUUCAAAGAAAUGCUGCAUCUUCCACAAGCAGCGAGCCUUUGAUGAGAGCAGUAGCGAGGACGAAUCUGACAGUGACGGCGAGAAGUGCGAAUCGAAUGGAAAGCAUCAUCAUCGUCAUCAUCACCAUCGCCAUGGGGGAUGUGACAGUAGCAGCGAAGGAACGGGAAAGUGUGGUGAUGGUGAUGGCUGUGGGAGUAGUUCUGGAUCGAGUGGUGAUAACCUAUCCGGAUGAUUGAGGAAUCGACGAGGAUGGUUUGAGGGGACCGCCACGACCAGUUGGCCAGCCAGGCAUUUCGUUGGCGCGUGCCUGAACGAGCCACACAGAUUUAGUUUGCCAGGCAUUUCGUUGGCGCGUGCCUGAACGAGCCACACAGAUUUAGUUUUUUUCCGCGUUGAGGAAUCGGUUUCUUUUUCUUUCUCUUUUCCUUUCUCUUUUUCUUUCUCUUUUUCUUUUCUUCUUUUGAAUGUCUAGGAGCCGUUAUUUGACACUUGCGCGUUUAGUUC